AUGGGAGGAGGCGCUUCAGCUCCUGCUAAAGAACCUGAGCCUGAGAAAAAGGAUGAGGGUGCUCCCGUGCCAGCUGAAGCUCCAGGGGCAGUUCCGGCAGAGCAACCGGCUCCACCUCCACAACCAGCAGAAAAAGGAAUGAAGGAGGAACUACCUGCCGAGCCGAAAAAAGAAGCGCUACCCGAACAGGUGGAACCUCAAAAACUGGAAACUGCGCCCAAAAAAGAGGAACUUCCUCCGGAAGCACCUCCUAAAAUAGCCGAAGCAGCUCCUGUAGAAGCACCUCCGAAAAAAAGUGAACCUCCUGCAGAAGCUCCUCCUAUGAAAGUAGAACCUCCUCCUGAAGCACCUCCCAAAAAAGCUGAAGCUCCUGCAGAAGUGCCCCCCAAGAAAAUUGAACCUCCAGCCGAAGCUCCUCCAAAGAAAGUUGAAUCUCCCCCAGAAGUAGCUCCUAAAAAAGCUGAAGCUCCACCAGAAGCACCUUUGAAAAAAGUUGAGCCUCCUGCAGAAGCCCCUCCUAAAAAAGCUGAGCCUCCUGCAGAAGUUUCUCCUAAAAAAGCUGAGGCUCCGGUGGAAGCUCCUCCUAAAAAACCGAUCCCUGCCGAAGUACCUCCUAAAAAAGAUGAAUCACCUUCAAAAGUCGCUCCUCCUAAGAAACCCGUAGAAGCCGCCGCUAAAAAAGCAGGACCUUCGAACGAUGUCAAAGUACGCGAAGAAAAAACUCCAGAAAAGAAGGGCGUUAACGGAAAGCCUCCAGACAAAAAGGCCCCUGCUGAGUCGCUCGAGAAAAAGGGUUCGAAGGAGAAGGUGCCAGUGCAACCACCGAGCCAAAGGAAAUCUGCAAUUUACAAGAUUAAGAAAGCAGAAGAGAAAGUGAAAAAUGCUUUUCAUAAGCCAAAAGCAACGAAGAGCAAGUCAGCCGAAAAGGUUUCGGUAAGUGAAGGCAACGAAAUCAAGUGGUUGAACAGUUCCACGCGGUUGAACAGUUAUUGCCAAUCUGAAUCCAAUCUUAGCGUCGAUGGGAAGUGA
Haemonchus placei is the source of this 1029-nucleotide messenger RNA. Lineage: Eukaryota; Metazoa; Nematoda; Chromadorea; Rhabditida; Trichostrongylidae. The record is from the annotation of a GenBank genome assembly.